Lotus japonicus is the source of this 480-nucleotide messenger RNA. RefSeq lists its product as uncharacterized. The transcript is spliced from 2 exons. The record is from RefSeq and is a predicted model, not a curated record. Bases 178 to 366 code for a protein of 62 amino acids. Lineage: Eukaryota; Viridiplantae; Streptophyta; Magnoliopsida; Fabales; Fabaceae.
UGAAUCUAUCAUUUGGAUUUCACUCUAGAUAUAUGUGGAUAACACAAUGUGACACACCCAUAUAGCUAUAUUAGGAUGGUAAUAUAUCUACCUGAUUCCCCUUUAAAGAGUAUUAUAUGAGUGUUGUCUUGAUUUGAAUAUAAUAAUCUAUAUAUAAACCCUCAUGCAUGUAAAAUAAUGCAGGUUCAAAAUCUCAUAGAAAGAUGCAUGCUGUUUCACAUGAGUCAAGACCAAUGCAUAAAGGCACUGGCAGAACAUUCAGGGAUUAAACCACUUGUAACAGUUACAGUGUGGAAAGAGUUGCAAAAGGAGAAUAAGGAGUUCUUCAGAGCAUAUUUACAAGUUAUCACUCCAAGAUGUCCCUAAGUCUGCUGCUAAAAAAGAAAAGCCUACCCCUCUAAGACUACAUGACAGCAGACAUCACUAGAGAGUGCAGGGGGAAAUACAUGACAGAUUCUCAAAACAGCAGUUACAAGCAAA